Hordeum vulgare subsp. vulgare (domesticated barley) is the source of this 315-nucleotide messenger RNA. Its product is annotated as AUGMIN subunit 7-like. Gene Ontology annotation, molecular function: microtubule minus-end binding. Bases 1 to 315 code for a protein of 104 amino acids. Gene Ontology annotation, cellular component: HAUS complex. Gene Ontology annotation, biological process: spindle assembly; centrosome cycle. The transcript has 4 exons. Lineage: Eukaryota; Viridiplantae; Streptophyta; Magnoliopsida; Poales; Poaceae. The record is from RefSeq and is a predicted model, not a curated record.
AUGGCGGAGAUCGCGAAUUUCCUCAGUAUCACGCCUUCAGUCGACACUAAGGCGAUUCAGGGCAAGGGCAGCUACCACGAGUGGGUGGAGCUCCUCCGUCUAAUUGUUGACUUGGUGGAAGCUAGCUGCUAUGCCGACAAUCCAGAGUGGAGUGUUGAUGAGCAGUUGGCAAAGGAUGUACAACUUGUAGAUUCCAUUGCUGAGAAACAGGCGCAAAUUUUUUCAAAGGAGUGCAAGCUUUUUCCUGCAGAUGUCCAAAUACAAUCAAUUUACCCCCUGCCUGAUAUAGCAGAAUUAGAGUUGAAGCUCUCUUAG